UGUCAGGAGCGCUGCAUUUGCUAAAGAGUUGCUGUUUUUGUUUAUUUUCUUUAUUUGGCUUAGGUUUUCAUCAUGCAGAUUGCUGCUAAAAAUAUCUAUCGGUUUUUUUUUUCUGUGGAAAUAUGUUUCAACGCGAUACGCGACACUAUCACCUUGAACCGUGCAAUAAACGUGGAUGCCUAAAUGAGUCAACAGGACACUGGUCUUCUGGGAUACUAUACAUGUUGCUCGUUCUAUCUUCUUCCACAGAUGGUCAAUGGUUUAUUACAUAUCAUUUUGCAGAUAUGUUGUGUCCAUUUCGAUUGUGAAAAUCAAAUUUAUCGUAUUGACAGACUACCGUAGUGCUAGCAGCGGCGCAACCUGUCGAGGCUGUAGUGGCUGAAAUGGAUCUGACUCAUGUUAUCCUUAUAUUGUUUGGGAUUCUUUCGUGCUGCGGUUUCCUGCAAAGCCCAAAACUGCAAAAAGAAGCCGUAGCAGAUAGCAAAAUAACCGGAGACUCGAAUCCAUAUCAUGGGAAUUAUGCCGCGAAACCCCAUAUGCCGCAGUUUCCGCCACCAACAGGCGUUUCCGAAAGUGGACUAAAUGAAUGGCAGAUGACUGAGCAUAUUGUGGACAUGGGGCAGGAAUUGUUGGAUAACCAGCUAACAUCCUCUAUCGUUGAUUCAACGCCAGCAUCGGACGUAAUCGCUGACUUCCGAGUUGUAAAGGAAUCUCGAAAAAUUGCAUCAGCGCUAAGGAAAACUGCCAAUGUGGAAAUUGGCGUGGCUAAUAUGCAGACUUUGUAUGAUUCCGUUCCAUUCACAAUGACUGAUCCCGAUGAGUCCAGUGUGUUGUCCUUUCUCGUGGCGGAUGUCAAAGGAAAGCUGAAUUCUUCGGUGGAUUAUCUGAAAAUGUCUCUGGCGGAAAGACAUUCUUCAGAAUGGCCAUUUUCUGGAACGUUUGAUCGUCUGCGUAUAAAAAACGAUGUGGCAAAAAGUCGACUGUAUGGUCGGUCCAUUUAUUUGUGCUAUGAUUAUUCAGUCGCGCAGGUGCAGUUUUGCACUGUAACGUGGCUUAUUAAUGGUUCGGGGAGCGAAACGUUGCGAGAGAUGAUGUCAAAUGUUACUUACAACUUGUUGGACGUAUGGGUGGGUUAUAAGGGUUCGAGAUCUCGUUACUCGUCCAUCGUUUUGUCUUCAAGUUACGGAAAGGAAUCUGCAGCACGAAUCAUGGAGGAACAAUUACUGCCACCGGAAAGCGUGAACCGCUUUGCUCGCCGAUGGGCUGCACUUAGAGAAGCAUCGGCAGACAACGGAAGGAUUCGCAGCUACAUUUUGAUAUUAGAUUUCAAUGGCGUGGGACAAGCGGAGUUCAGUAUUAUGAAGAAUACGGUCUAUGCAUUGCUGCGUACAUUCCAUGUUCAGGAUGAGGUUUUGUUGGUUACUGCUGGCACAAUAACAUGCGACAUACGGGCUGCUGGAUGUCGCGGUUCACCAGCACUAUUUUUGGAUGAAAACUCGAGGGAGGCAUUUGAUUAUCUGGACAGACUGACAUUUCGUCCAGAAUACUCACAGAAGAGAAAUUCAACAUUAUUCUGCAACAAAAACAACACGUUUCUAAAGGAUUUGCCUGUUAUUGUCUACCUGACCACCCUUAAAAAUUUUGGACCUGGAUUUGACCUGAAACAAUUUUUGCUUGCAUUGGCGCUUCCACAAAUACACCGUGAGGUCCACAUUGGCAUCGUCUCUAACUCGCCACCAACUUCUGACCCUGGAAUGGCACAGCUUACCGGUCUUGGCGAGGUCACAACGACUUAUCUCAACUCUAUCAGUUUUCCUAUGGCCCUUUUCGCUCGCAUCUUUUCGCUGGAUACAGUACUACUACCUUACGAAUUGUCUCACAUAUCUGAUAUUUCCUCGGAAGGUACCGCGAAAUCUCUCAGCCAUUACGUCACUUCGGUGAAUGUCUUUAAAACCUUCGUUUUGAACGACACCACCACCGCAACCAUUGGGAUGGGGGCAGAUUUUGCUAUCGAUUAUAUUUUUGAACAAUGUCUAUAUCAUCGGAUGGCACUAUCAGCUGGAAAUUCUUACUGCUUUGUGAUAAAUGUGAACGGUUAUGCCAUCGUCCAUCCGGAACUGGAUAGGCGAACAGGUGCCAUACCAUUAGUUGACCUUUUGGAGAAUUUCGCCGGAUUUCAAGACGUUAAAGCUGCUAUGCUUGCAACUGAGAGAGCCGAAUUGAUGACGCCUUCCGGUCGGUUCUACUUAUGGCAGCGUGUGUCCGGAACCCCUUUUAUAAUUUGCAUCGUACGAUCUGGUCAUAAAACGCGAAUUCAGACCAUAGAAACUGACACGUGGGUUCUGGACAACUCUUCGCCCAAUCUCACGUACCAUCGGGCUGAUUUAGCGCAGACACCUGGUCAACGUUUGUGUUUUUAUGAUAAUCAGCUUGCAAGAGCUGAUACUUGUGGCUUAUUUCUCUCUGCGAAUGCCUUCCUUAACCCCUACAGCCAUUUGAAGAUUCCCGAGUCCAAAUCCGACAUCGAAAUUUUUAUGACAUUUUUGACAAGACAGUCGGAUGCACCAGCUGGGAAUUUAAGUUCCAUCAUAAACAAGCUGUUACCUGUGAAAUCUGAGGCAAAAUUAUUACGCAAAAUGUGUGGAGCAUGGAUGGACAUUUUUCAUACCAGCCUGCUAAACGGCAACAUAACUCGUCGCUUUGCUGCCACCAUGGACGGGGUUCUGGUAUCUUUUCCAGCCGUCUUGUUGGAUGGGGCGUACAAUCCCGCUGAACAAGAAUGGUUUCGCGAAGCCGUUCGCUUUCCCGGUUGGAUUGUGCUGGCUCCUCCCGUUCUCCGACAGAGUGGUCCACCUGUUACCAUUCUUAGCAGAUCCAUUCACGAAGCGAAACAUACAGCCAUGCAUACACCAUCUGACCCAGUCGCCAUGGUCAUUGGUGCGGAAUUAACCGUGCACUACCUGCAUUCCCUACUACUGGACAUCGUACCAGGGUGUGGUCAAACUGGAGUACGUUGUUUCCUACUUGACAUUAAUGGAUACGUGAUUACUCACCCGAGACUGAAUGCGGUAGCCUUUGAAAAGGGUCCGUUGGAGCGGUUCCAUGUCGCUCAUGUUGAACCGAUUGUGGCCACGGAGUUGUUCAGUGGAAAUAAUCCGGUGUUGCAGAAGAAAGUUUGUCAGGAUGGAUCCCGAAAAACAUGGGAAAGGUAUUACGAAGGGAAUUUGACAUACUACGGGCCCCAUGUCUCAAGCAAACCUUGCUCAACGUUCGCUGCCGCUUUGGUACCUGGCACAAAUGUGUACCUCGUGAUUGUUAAUGGGAAUUGUUCACGGGAUGAACGGGCGUUCUGUCCAUGUAGUGUGGUUGACCGGUCGUGCUUGAACUGCCGGCGUAUGGAGGUCAACGAAUGUGAGUGUCCCUGCCGCUGUGGCAUGCCGCAGCAGGGAAUGUGCGCCGCGCACAAUUUUGGUUUCCAUCAUGAAAAUAUCUCAUUGUGUCCCAAAAGAGUGGAUGAUAUCAAGUUGAGGAGCCUGGAUGAAUUAGCAAUCACGACUGUUCCACGGUGCAGUCAGCUGGCAUGCACUGCCAGGAAGUCCAAGACCGCGUGUUUAAAGGAUACGGUAUGCGAUUGGUGUCCGUAUGAGAAGCGCAAUGGAAACACAGGUUGGUUCUGUUCCUUUCAUGGCCGGUGUGCUAGUGGACCCGGUGAACUUGCAGCAGAGGACGAUGACGAAGACCAUCGGGGUGACGAUCGGAAAAUUAUGGUGCUGGAAAAAAGUUCCGCCAUUGUCCCAUUGACCUGCGGUAUUCUGGGAUGCUUUGGUUGUGUUUUUGUCCUUACUAUAUGCUGCCGCUACUACCGCCGUGUUGAACUCGUUAUUCCGGCGCUGGCCGCCAAUGAUCCCGAGAAUUUUAAGGUGACGUAUCUGGACAACGACGAAGAGUGUCCGAACGCGGCACUUUUGGAAAACAUGGGCCCUCCCAAUGGAUACGGUGCUGCAGGUGUUGACAUGGACAAUAUUAUCUCAGCGUACCAAAUUAAUCCGGGUUAUCGACCACCGGCCAACCGGAUGCCGCCAGAAAGCAGUGACCACGGGUAUUCCACUGCGACCAACAGCCAGGAGGAUGCCCAAUCGCAGUGGAUGCAAACGAUAGCGCCCAGUGAAAACGGAGACUUGGUUAUCGGAGCAGCUGUUUGUUCGAUAAGGAAGCCGUCCGUCAACCACGAUCGGGAUUUUCCUGGAAAAGACCGGCUGAGCUAUAGUACUGGAGUCCGUGCAGAAAGCAAUACGACGACUGAAUCCGUCUGCGCUGGUUUCGAAAGGAAUGGGUCGGCAUACAAAGUAAUUACUGUUGCAGAUGUACAUACGCACUAGUUUUACUCGCUCCUGAUGCUGCAGUAUUAUUGCUUGUUUGAUAUCUCAUAUUUGUUCAGAUUUUUUGUAGUUGUUAUUAAUUUUAUUUAUAGUCGAAUCGAUGGUUGUUUGGAUGACUCACGCUUUUGUAUUUUUUUUUGUUUUUGGAUUUUGCAGAAUGUUGCUUAUACGCUUAUUACAAUGCAUAUCUGUACACACUGUAUGCAACUAUGCAUAUGCUUGUAUGGUCCUCAGAAAAUUAAGUAUUAUUUUCUUAGUAAGCUGAAAUUACAUUGUAUUGAAUUGAAAACGGUGAGCACUAGUACAGCACAUCUGAUAUUAAUGAACCGACAUUCUGUCUGGCCACACACUUAUGGUUUAUAAGUGUUACGAGUUUCUUCGGACUUGGCUGAUCGGUACGCCGAAGUUUUUUGGAAGUACAGACGGAAUUUCCUGGGGGAUAAUUUGGCGCACUGACAACAAAUCAUUUCACGCUAACAGGGCUCUGAUCCGGAUAUACGAUGCGUCUUGACAAGCAAAAAACGAUUUCUGCACUUCCUCCCCAACCGAGGCAGUCCUAUCGCACACUCGUUGUCAGUAACUUCUAUAUAAUUAAAGACCAAGGCAUGUGUUUCAGUGUUUGAACCGGGUAAAGGUAACCGGCGAGGCUUUCUGAUUUUUUUACAUUCAGAUAAUUGUGGAUGCUAUUACCAAACUCCACCACGCUGUGAAAAAUGCUGCCCAAAUCCCUGAUGUUAGCUCUCACGUUAUCUCUGGUAGUCAUCGGUUAUGCAAACUGCCAGGGCAUAUGGAAGCGUGGAACGGUAGGCAAUUUGAUCGUUUACACCGGAUGGAAUUGCAAAAUUGUAUCGCUGGACGACGCGCCCGGAGUAUGCGAAAAGAAGAAUAAAAAUGUCAAAGGUGCAGGCGCGGAUAAGCCGGUUAUGGGGGAAUUUUUUAAAUUUGGACCAAACUGUUGCACAAUCAUUGGCAAGCGGACUUAAAAAAUCCUGUUUGAAGCAGUAUUACAUCUUCCACCUCUAGAAAAAACACUCAUCCAGUUUUCGUAAAGAUGGUGCUAUUUUUGAUUGCUCAUUUACUCGGGUUACUAGUAACCGAAAUGGCCUUUCUGUUACAACAUGCUGGCUUAUCUCUUCCACCCAACAUCAAGAAAAUAGUGGAUAUACUGAUAAAUAAUACUCGUAACUGAUUAAAAAUCUAAAAGUGGUGGCAUUACACGUUGUACCGUAAAAUCCCUACCAAGUUGAGAUUGUA
Paramacrobiotus metropolitanus is the source of this 5633-nucleotide messenger RNA. Its product is annotated as VWFA and cache domain-containing protein 1-like. Gene Ontology annotation, cellular component: voltage-gated calcium channel complex. Gene Ontology annotation, molecular function: voltage-gated calcium channel activity. NCBI's taxonomy places the organism in Eukaryota, Metazoa, Tardigrada, Eutardigrada, Parachela, Macrobiotidae. The transcript has 12 exons. Bases 384 to 4379 code for a protein of 1331 amino acids. The record is from RefSeq and is a predicted model, not a curated record.